AUGCUUGCGAAACCAUCACACAGAGCUUUUCUCCGGUUCUAUAAUCCACCACACUUUCGGUCACGUCUUCUACCAUGUCGGUACCAAUCUACCAAUAAACCUACGCCGUGGCGGAAUGACACAACAGACCCGCCUUCGGUUCUCGUGGAGGAUAAUUAUUCUAGACAUACCGUCUUCACCGUAAACUUCUUCCGCCGAUUUCUCAAGUUUUCUGCCAUCGGUCUCCUUGCUGUCGGAGCGACAACAUGGACAGCACUACUCGGCACUCAUAUGUGGGUAGAACAGGUGGAAUUGGCCCCUGAGCUCGACGAUGAGGUACGCAAAUGGGAGUGGAACCUCGAGGCCGAACGGUGGUCGGGCGGGCCUGCAGGAGGCACAGACCCUGGCCUAGGAUUCAAGGGACGUCUCGCCGCUCGCAGCGCAUGGAUUGCACAACACUGGGGCGCGGGCUCUGGGACAAGGGUCAUUGGGUCUAAGGCUUACAGUGGUCGUUCGCGUUCAGAAGGCGGCUUGAAUGCGGUCGAGGUUCGUUUGGAGUUCGCCCAAGAUUUUCUUAACAUCGCUAUCAAUUCGGCAUUGAAGAACGCAAACUCAGGGCGAGUGCGACCCGAAGCUAUCGCUGAGCUCAUUGCUCGUCACGCGAACGUAAUGGAGCGAAUGGGCACGAGCGACGCGUUGUUUGAGGCGCGCUCGGAAUAUGAGCGUGUUUGGGCCGGGCUUCCUGGGAGAGGAACCGAUGCUGCACGCAUUGCACUGAAACUUGGAGACCUCAAUCGGCGACUCAAUGAUUCCGACGAGGCCCUAGCCUGGUGGGCUCGUGCUAUCCAAUUGACUCGAGAGGGCAGCAAUGGUGCUCUGGCGAGUGUUCCCCCUACAGUCCCGGAAUCUGUACCAUCGUCUCCUCUGGCCCAACGCACUUUAGUGUCGACUUUAGUGUCCCUUUCAGCUCAUUAUGCGACUUCAGGACAGCUGUCACAGGCGCGGGCGAUCGAGGAGUCUUCGCUGGAUUUGCUCCGGACUAUCAAGCAGCCAGACUCGUUGGAGUCCGCGACAGCUCCGCAAGCCUUGCACGCGCUCUAUGUUCUUCACCGAUCAUCACUUCUGUCGAUACACCUGGCCGAGGUAACGCAUGCACUGAAGGAACAGCCUGCCUCAUCUAUCCAAUGGCUGACGCGAGCGGCCGAGACCUCUGAACGGGUUGCCCUGGUCCUUACCGGGCUCCCUCUCAUUCAUCCCGACGCACCCCAAUCUCAGAUUCCCCACCCGCCAUCGUCCGAGACGCCACUGCUGUCGGAGUAUGACAAGUCAUAUUCGAUGAGACACCCGGCUCGGAGUCUCCUUCGCGACGCCCGACGCAGCGCGGCCGAGGCGUGGAACUUGAUGGGGAUUCUGGUCGAAGGUUCUGGCGCGCAGGGGUCGGCGGAGAAGGCGCUCGACUGCUAUGAACGUGCACUCGGGUGGGCGGGAGUUGCUGGUGACCGUGCUGGAGGGAUUGGCAGGGCUGGAGAAGGGACAUUAGAGACAGAGUGGAAGACGUUGUGGACUAACUAUGUCCGCGCGCGGGACGCUGUUCGAAAAGUGGGGAGUUAA
Messenger RNA from Fibroporia radiculosa, 1590 nucleotides. RefSeq lists its product as uncharacterized. The coding region runs from base 1 to 1590 and encodes 529 amino acids. The record is from RefSeq and is a predicted model, not a curated record. Lineage: Eukaryota; Fungi; Basidiomycota; Agaricomycetes; Polyporales; Fibroporiaceae. Gene Ontology annotation, molecular function: protein binding. The transcript has a single exon.